Papaver somniferum (opium poppy) is the source of this 2081-nucleotide messenger RNA. RefSeq lists its product as uncharacterized. Bases 60 to 1829 code for a protein of 589 amino acids. The record is from RefSeq and is a predicted model, not a curated record. Gene Ontology annotation, molecular function: ribonuclease T2 activity; RNA binding. The transcript has 2 exons. Lineage: Eukaryota; Viridiplantae; Streptophyta; Magnoliopsida; Ranunculales; Papaveraceae.
CUGCUUAACAAUGGGGUUUAUACGUGAAGACUGAUGUGGGAGAAUUGACUAUUGAUGGUAUGUGGUGGGAAGACGAAAGAAAAAUUUUUAAAAACAUUUUGAUUUGCUUGCUAGAAAAUUUUGUUAUUAUUGUGGCUGAUUUGGAGGAAACAAAAUAUUUCUCUACAUGGAAGUCAAAAGAAUCAUGGGAUUCAUCGAGAGUCUAUGAGCAGAGGGUAUCACAACACUCUGAGAAGUCGAUUCAAAUUGCAUUUCAAUUAAAAAUCAACUUGAAUUCAAAACAUUCAUAUGUGAAGAAGAAUGAAUACAAGGAUGAUAUUUCAAAAAAUUACAAAGGAGAAGAAAAAUAUAAAAAAGGAGGACGAGGUUCUAACAACUACCAAAAGGGUGAUUCUCAACAAGUGUCAAAGUGCAAUUUUUAUAAGAAGAUUGGUCAUUUGGAGAAGGAUUGUUUGAACAAAAGAAAACCUCAAAGUUUCAAUAGUAAGAAGUAUGGGUAUUUGGAAAAAUAUUGUGUGUACAUAGACAAUCAACAAACCAGUAGUGUUGAAGAGAAGGAAGAUAAAGAAAACUUGUUGAAUACUUGUAAAACUGCUAUGGAAACUAAAAGUGAAGUGUGGUUUGUAAAUUGUGGUUGUACUUCUCAUAUGUAUGGUGAGAAGAAAUUAUUUUUCGACAUGGAUUCGUACGUGGGUUCUCUUGUAGAAAUUGGAAAGGGAAACAUUGCUCAAGCCAAAGAAAGAGGUAUAAUUUGUGUACAAACAAGCAAAGAUGUGUUAUAUGUUCCCCAUUUGGCACAAAGUUUUCUAGUAAAUGCUGGGCAACAUGUAGAGCUUGGGUAUGAAAAGAAACACAAGAACAAAAUACAAGUGAAGAAGAGUAUAAAGACUGAGAAAAAUAGAAGUUGUACGAUUAAGUUUCAAAAAGAAAACAACGUAGCAAUGAGGAUGAAAACCAUAGAUGAAACAUGGUUAAGGGAUAAAAUACUUGAGCACCUGAAGUUCACCAGUCUCAAGGUACUUUCCAAAAAAAACAUGGUGCAAGGACUUCCUCAUCACACCGAUCACAAGAAAAGAGUGUAUGCAGGUUGUGCACUUGGAAAGCAACAACACCAACCAUUCCCAAAUCAUCUAGCAUGGAGAGCAAAAAAAAAUCUUGGAUUAGUACAUGUCGAGGUAUGUGGGCCAAUGAAGAACACACCAAUAUAUAAAGCUUUCCCCGCACCACCACCAACACCACCAGGGCCAGAAUACUAUAUAUUAGCUAUCCAAUGGGCUUAUACAGUCUGCGGCAGUCAACCAUCACGUUCUUCAUCGAAUUUCCAGAAAGAAUUUACUAUCCAUGGGUUAUGGAGAUACCCCGAGUUACCAUCUACACCAAAUUCCUUCAAACCUGGAGCCCUGGCGCCAAUCAAAGCUAUGUUGGAGAAAGACUGGAUUAAUGCUAAGAAAAAUAAUACUAACAAUCAAUUCUGGAAACAUGAAUACAAGAAACAUGGGGUACGUACAAGCUUUAGUACCACGAGAUUGUAUUUUUCCAAAGGGUUAGAAGCGUACGGGACGUUGGAAAAAUUUGGUUUGGGUAACUUUCUUGUUCGACUGUUUGCUGGCAAAGCUGCCUCUGAGCAGUUUAUAUUUACACAACUGAAAUCUCACCUACGUAACAAAAACGUUGGAAUGAUCUGUAGCACAGAUGGAAAAUCGAACCUUAAGGAACUACAGUUGUGUUUUAAAUAUCAAGUGAAUACCGGGAUACAAGGAUGGACACUCGAUAACUUACCAUUUCGGAGAAGGUGUCCAACCGGUGAUAUAAGACUUCCUCUGUUAUAAACUAGUUGUUUGCUUUGUGGACAGCAUACAUGAUGAAACGAACACUUGUUUCUUCAUUGCAAGUUCUCAUUUCGGGUAUGUAUUUAUUUUCUGAACAGCUUAAUUUGGUUUUAAGUGGGUUCAUUCUAAUAGUAUUAAGUGUACGCCACGGGAAUGGGGUCCAAAAAAGAGUUCAAAUAGUGAUUAAGCGCAGAGUAAACUGGCCAUCUUUGUAUACCAAGUACUUAUGGUUAUAUAGUUGCUGAUUGGAUU